CCGAUUGACACUGGGUCAGUAUUAUAGUAGUGUCUUCAGCGCGAACAUCGGACAGUACAAUUUUACACUCGUUCGCGACAGUGUCCACGCGGUGCAAAGUAUAAAAUAUACUAAACGCACAUAAAAAAUUGUUGAAAAAAAAAUUAUAUUAACGUAAUAUAAACGUCCAAACAACGCGAUUCCGGUUUUUUUCGUAGUGACAGUCCAGCUGGAUACAGUUAUUAUACAUACAUGGUCGUAAAAUUUGAUCAUACCGCCGGGUUCACUAUGAAGAGAUGCCUGAGGCACCAAGUGUACAUCGUGCUCUACGGAGCACUGCUGUUCUUACACAGCACCAGUGGCGACGGUAACCUGGGACCGGAGAACAACGCGGCGGCGCUACCGCUCGAACACAGAUCCGGUGGCGGUUACGAUGUCGGACUUCCGCUGUCGUCCGGCGGUCCGCUACAGGGACCACACGACGACACGUGGCCUCUACAGGCCGUGCCAGACGCCGUAAAAAUCAAACACUUACAGGUACAGUGCGAGAAGACGCACAUGCGAGUGAACAUUGAAUUCGACCGGCCGUUCUACGGAGUAAUAUUCUCCAAAGGUUACUACAGCGAUCCGCACUGCGUGCACGUGAAACCCGGCACCGGUCACCUGAGCGCCACGUUCGAGAUACUGUUGAACAGCUGCGGCAUGACGUCUUCCGGAGGCACUGGCGGCGGCGGCGGCGGCGGUGCCGUGUCCGGUUACGGGCAGACGCCCAGCGGCAGUUACGUGGAGAACACCAUCAUCAUCCAGUACGACCCGUACGUGCAGGAAGUGUGGGACCAGGCUCGCAAGUUGAGGUGUACGUGGUACGAUUUCUACGAGAAGGCGGUCACGUUCCAGCCGUUCCAGGUGGACAUGCUGCACGCGGUCACUGCCAACUUCCUCGGCGACAACCUGCAGUGCUGGAUGCAGAUCCAGGUGGGCAAGGGACCGUGGGCGUCCGAGGUGUCGGGCAUAGUGAAAAUCGGUCAGACCAUGACCAUGGUGUUGGCCAUCAAGGACGAGGAGAACAAGUUCGACAUGUUGGUGCGCAACUGCGUGGCCCACGACGGCAAGCGGACGCCCAUACAGCUGGUCGACCACAACGGCUGCGUCAUCCGGCCCAAGAUCAUGUACAAGUUCCAGAAGAUCAAGAACUUCGGCCCGUCCGCGUCCGUCGUGUCGUUCACGUACUUCCAGGCGUUCAAGUUCCCCGACUCGAUGAACGUGCACUUCCAGUGCGUCAUCCAGGUGUGCCGAUACCACUGCCCCGAACCCAAGUGCCCCGGUGACUACGCUCUGCCACCGCACGCGGCCGAAGCAAACGGCGGCGGCGAUUACGCGGGUCUCAACUCGGUGCACCCCAACGAAUACGGACCGCCACCACCGCCGCCCAACCUGUUGGCCGACUACCCCGCGUAUCCGGACCCCAGACACCCGUCCGGACCGGCCGGCGCGUACUCCGAGCUCAAACCGGAAAUAGUGUUGCCGAACGCCGCGCCGCCGUCGGCCAGCAGCCCGAAACCGUCGCAGCAGCAGCAGAAGGACUCGGACGCGCCGAUCGCGGCCGGCGACGGUCACAACGACGACGACGGUCUGAACCUGCCGCCGCCACCGUUGCCCGGCCACGGGUCGUCGUACGCCACCGUCAAGCGACAGGGCACCGUCGGCGGUGACGACCAACAGCAGCAACAGCACAUGAACUUGGUGUCGCUGGGCGGCCGUCCGCGGUCCGUCGACAUUGACGGCGGCGCCAACAAGCCGCACAGGCACCACCGUCGGUCCACCGGCGACCCCGAACUGGACGUCAACACCAGCCGCGUCAUACAGGUGGUGGCGCCGGGCGACGUGAACUUCGCGUUGAACGUGCCCAACGGCGGCAACGGCACGAACGGCGGUAACGGCGGUAACGGCGACACGGUGGUCGUGUCCACCCGGUCCGGGCUGUCGGCGGACAGCGUGUGCAUCAGCGUCCCGUCGUUCGUCGCCGGUCUGGCCAUGCUCCUGUCCGUCUUGGUGGUAGCCUGUCUGGUGGUCACGUUCCUGUUCUUGCGGGUGCGGUCCAUGAACAACGCCAAAGCGAUGUCGUGCGGUGCACCGCCGACCGCACAGGGCCCUUACAUGCACGGCGCCGCGUUCGAAGCCGCCGAGUUCGUCAAGAUGGCCAGUUCGUAGUAGGACUGCCCCGUCUCACCAGAGUUUCUGAAAUGACUAUUUUUUUUUUAAACCUCCCCCCCCCCAAAAAAAAAUCCCUCUUCGCAAACACCCCCGAAACGGAGACAAGUACGCUUCGUCGACGAAUUGGGUUCCGAUUUUGUUCGUACGGAGCGCACCGAUUCCGUGGCGUUUAACAAUAGUUUAACAUUUUAUACGAUAUUUAUAACGCAAACAGUAUAUUAUAUUGUGACGAUAACGUUUUUUCACGCACACCGCCAAAGACAAACGACUAUAAUCGGCCGUCGUGCGCGAUUGCUAUGCAUUUUUACGAUUUUACCUGUUCAUAAUUAAUAUAUUAUAAUAUUACGUACACGGGCGUACCUGUACAUGAUAACAUUUUCACAUUUUACACACGCGAUGCGCAGAUCACGGCGUAAUAAUAAUAUUAUACUAUUCCCUGCGCAGGGCAGACGUUUUUAUAUAGUAAAUCGACGACACACGAAACGUCUGUUUAAAUUAUUUUAUUUAUUCUUAAGCACAUCUACUGUAGUAAGCAGUAUGACGAAUGACGUACGAGCAAUGCUCGAAUUAGAUGAUAUAUAACCGUAUUAAUAUUAUAUAAUUGUAUAUUAUAAAAGUAUUGUUUCCAAUGUUUUUUUUUUUACGAACGAGGCGGCGGCGGCUCCGCGAAACAACAACAACGUGCCCGCGGUUCGACUAUAAAAUAAUAAUAAGCGAUUUUAAUAAUUAAUCGCAAACUACAUAAUAUUAUACCGAUAUGACGCGAUACUAUUAUAUCAAUACGAUAGUAUUAAAACAUCACCACCGUGUACACGAUAACCUAAUCGUACCUACAGCCAACGCGAGUCGCCGAAAUAACAUAUUAUUUUAUUCUUAACACGACAAUAAUAUUAUAAUAUAUAACGUAUUAUAAUAUUAUACAUAUUAUUAUCAUCAUAUUAUGUAAUGUAUAUUAUUUUUUUUUUCUUGUCUUUGUAAAUAUUAUAUUUAUGUAUAACAUUAGUCUUAAAGAUAUUAUAUUUAUAUAUAUAUAUUAUUUUAUAGCGUUUAAAACAAUAUAUUAUGUAUACAACAAUACCAGCUUUUAGUUAUUAUGAUUAUUAUCAUUAUUAUUACCGUGAUAAUAAUUUAUAAUACAUUAUAUAAUACGCGAGUAUAAUAUAUUUAUGUAUCAAUAUAAUAUAAUAUUGUGUUUUAAGAGAACUAUAAGUCUAAACCAUUAUAAUAAUAAUAAUAUAAAUUAUAUUUAUAAAUGUAUAGUGUUUGUAAACACAUGUAAUGCAUUCUGCAGUUGUGUGGACCAAAAUGUCAUGCAAAGAACAUAGAAAAAAAAACGUAAUCAAAUUGGUCGUGAAUAUUAUGUAAAUAUGUAUAAUAUCAUAUAACACAUGUAUAUGAUAUAUAUAUAUAUAAAUCGCGACUAUAACAAUAAUAUUAUAUAAUUAUCUAUUAUUAUAACAUAUGCUAUACUUUUAUAAAUAAAUAUAUAUAUUUUUUUUCAAA
Molecule: messenger RNA, 3696 nt
Organism: Rhopalosiphum padi (bird cherry-oat aphid)
Lineage: Eukaryota; Metazoa; Arthropoda; Insecta; Hemiptera; Aphididae
Product: cuticlin-4-like
Exons: 4
Coding region: 232-2190 (652 amino acids)
Source: RefSeq, a predicted model, not a curated record